Messenger RNA from Colossoma macropomum (tambaqui), 3735 nucleotides. RefSeq names its product protein king tubby 2-like. Bases 1509 to 1802 code for a protein of 97 amino acids. Lineage: Eukaryota; Metazoa; Chordata; Actinopteri; Characiformes; Serrasalmidae. Gene Ontology annotation, cellular component: cilium. Gene Ontology annotation, biological process: protein localization to cilium. The transcript is spliced from 3 exons. The record is from RefSeq and is a predicted model, not a curated record.
GUCCAUUAUUUUCCAAAAAAAGAAUUUAAUAAAUAUGUCAUACGUCACGUUAUUCAACAACACGUUAUUUUCGCCAGUUCAUCCAUAUAAAAUUCGUCUUCGUUUUUUUUUAGCUUCCAAAAGUCUAAAAAUAGUGGAGCAGCCGAUUAACAAUAUAUGUUGAUUAAACAAUUAAACUAUCGAAAAAGGUAAUUAGGUUAAAUAAAGAAAUAAAGUCUGGUAUGGUUUUUAAGUUUGAACUUCAAAAUCAAAACCAUGUUGCAAAAUUUUUGGCAACUUUAAAAGAGCUCAACUCACUGAAAACAAAAGACUCAAUUUGAGGGACAAAGGUUUCUAAGUAGAUGCCUGUUUGAUUUGAAGUUGGUCUGAAAAGUCAGGCGGCUCAACCAGUCAGUCAGAUGGAGCAACCAGACCGGCACAAACAGACAAUUAAAAGAUUUGAUAACACUCACUAUAUUCAAUAUAGAAUAUGAACACAAAUAUAAAUGUAAAUAUAUUUAUAUGCAGAAAUAAAAAUGAAUGAACAUGAAAAAUGAAAGACAUUUAAAAAUUGUCAUUUAGAACAGCCUUACUUGUCACUGACCCAUAAACAUGCUCAGAAAUUUGAAGAUAGCACAAUAAUUCUGAGGUGUGCUGUGUUUUUCCUGCAACAAUAUCUGGUUUAUGAUCAGUGGGGAAACAUUUCAUGUAUAAGUAAACAUGUAAAAGUUUUAUUUUAUAACUAAUAUAACGUAAUAUAACCUAACCCAAUUCAUAUAGCUUACUUCAGAUAUGAAAAAAAAUCUUAAUAUUUUCAUACUGAAUUGGGACAGAAUGUGAAACCUUGAACUGCAGUGAAUGUAGGUAACUAAGGAUUACAGCCAAAAACUGCAUAUAUAUGCAGUAAAAUGUGUGAAAUCUCACUAAACAGACUCUGUGUAAGAGUGUAGUUUAGGUUUUAGCUCAGUCGAUAGCUCAGAUAGCUAACAGGCUAAGAAGCUCCAUCAGUAACACAGUUUUACACUUUAAGAUGAAAUAUUUUCUGAAGAUUUCACUAAAAACAGGUAAACAGAAUGAAGAAUAUGUUACAUGUGUUUCUCACCGGUUCAAAUAUCCUCACAUCUAUUAAAUCAGUGAGGAGAAGUGAAAGUGCACCUCAGUUAGCUUGGUGCUAACGUACGUAACGAUUCCCAUAGAGACGCUAAUGAAAAUGAGCAUUCUUGGAAUGAUACAAACUGAAUACGACAAAGACUUUUCAAAAGAACAUAUUUUAUCAUAUUAAAAGUCAAAACAUACAUUUUAUUCUGAUGUAGAGCUUAAAGAAAUAGACAUUUAAAAAUCAGAGAAAAUCAAUGCAAGUCUAUGAGGAACACUUACUUCUGGGGUGUUUGCAGCGCUGCAGUGCCCUCUGUCGGCCACACAUAAAUAUACAUUUGUAUUGGCUUCUGACCAGUGCCACAGAUGACUGGACACAUGUUGUGUGUUGUCUCUUUUAGGAGUCUGUGUUUGGGUUCAUAAAGUCACAGCAGAUGUCCGCCGUCAUUCCCAGCAUGGACGGGAACUCUCAGCGUGUUAGUUUUGGUGAGGGCUCUUUAUUAAAGGAAAUGAAGAGUAAUAAUCAGGGGCCAAAUCUGAUUAAGCUGGAGACUAAAGAGCCGACGUGGAGCAAGGAGAAGGAAGCGUAUGUGAUGGACUUCAAUGGACGGGUCAAAAAGGGUUCAGUGAAGAACUUCCAGCUCGCCUGUCCUGCGAGUCCGGAUGAGGAGGUGAUGCAGUUCGGUCGUGUGGAUGAAGAUCGCUUUGUGCUGGACUUCAAGUCUUGAUUUAGCUGUUGCAAAUACAUGAAGCCAAUGGUCAAUGCACUGUUAACUGCUUAUGUCAAACCCAAGUAAACACUGGAGUUUAAAAGGACACAACAUGGGAACGUCCUUUAAACAUCUGUAGUUCGCUGUGGGUCAUGCACCAGGCCCGGCGAUGCUGCAAGGUCAUCAUCUUCUGAAACACACUUGCUUCAUCGGGACAGUAAACAAGAAAUGAUAUAGCCUCCCUGCAGGCAUCUUCAUUAAGCUGCUGAGGCACUGUGGCUGCUUUGACCGGCUGCUGAAAUGUGUUUAUGGUCUGAGGUGCCAUGCUAAAUACAACCCCCCCCCAGCCCCACCGCAUUGAUCUUACAGAAGGAGCUAUUCGGACAGCAUGGUGAAUGAAUGACUGUGUGUGGUUUGAUGAUGAUUAUGAUUUACUGAAAAACAGCAAUAUAAAAGUCUGAAGAAUGUCACCUGAAUGGCUUACAUGCUUCAAAUGUCCAUGUUUCAGUCAGAAGUAGCAUCAAACCCAGGCUGAACCCCAAAUGGCUCCUUACUCCCUAGCUAAAUAGUGACCUGUAUAACAUUAAGUUUAGACAUUCUAGAUUCUGCUGUCAGAUACUGCACUGCUUGUCGAGUAUGAAUGUGGAUGGAUCCCUAAUUACCAUUUUUAGCGAUAUUUUGCAUUGUUGGGCUGCAGGAAUCAGUAUUUAAAUUCCUACGCAGUGCACUAUGUAGGGAGCAGGGAGCCGUUUCAGAUUCAGCCCCAACCUGAGAAAAGUGGCAUCGUCAGACUGACAGAAGACUCGCGGUGGUAAUUUGGUGACCAAAGAGUACUUAUAAACUGAAGGUUUUGCAUUAGACAGUGUUGUGUUAUCAUAUGUUCACUGUUAUACGAAAAAAGUUUUAAAAAUCAUGAAAUGUCUGCAGUUUAUAGUGAUCCGCAACCAAACGUUCUUCUCCUCAUUCAGCGGUCAGUGGUUGCUUAGCAACGAUACCACAUUGUUAAGGAACUAUAUUUUUUGCCGGAAUACUUGUUUAUGUCGGUUAUUAUUAAUAAAUAUCUUAAAUAAUUCUCUAAAACAUUGUGCAUUUUAAUAUAUUUUAUGUUGGUCGCCGGUUUAUAAAAGCAAUAACCCAGUUAGCAAAAUCUAUCUUGUGGGCCACAUCCUUGGUUUAGUUCUGGCCCAGUUCUGGCUGGGUCCCCAACCCAGAUCUGGCCCAUAUACUGUAAAAUGAGAAGAACUAAUGGAUGUGGCCCAGAUGAGGCCCACACACUGUAAAAUCAGUAAAACUAAUGGAUGUGCUCCAGCUCUAGCCCGUAUACUGUAAUGUGUACAUAUUUAAAAGGUGUGGGCCAGAUCUGGCUCAUAUAUGGCACACAGUUAUGGCUGACUACCCACCUUGGUCCCCAGCCCAGAUGUGGCCGUGCAGGAUGCCUCACUCAUUUAUUGCAGAACAUGCAUAAUAUGCGUAAUAUUUCUACUCAAUAAUCAAUAGGUGUUGCCAAAAGCCAUUUCAGAGUGAAAACUCCAUGUUGAUUUUGGUUAAAUAAAUAAAAACAGUAAAUGAAUGAAGGAAAAAGGCUUCAUCUUUGUGACAGGUCAUUAUCUGCAGUCUUUGUGUGUCAUUCCACAGACCAUCUGCCUUGAGUCAAAGAGUGCUGUCUUUUCCACAUUCUUAAAUACAUUUUUCACAAUAUUUCUGCAUGAAUUUUAAACCAUGGCAGAUGAAAAAUUCUUGGGCCAAGUGAAGAGGCCACUGAAAUGCAGGCUAAAUCUGACAUCUUCCUGUUCAAGUGGGAUAGAAUGUAAUUUUUCAGACAUUUUAUUUUAAAUGAGAGAUGAUAAAAAUGUAUGAAAAAAUUAAGCAGCAUGUAGAAUAAAAACAGUUGUGUAUGUCCCUGAAGUUUAGGUGUCAACCCAUUCAGUACGUCUUUAUAAAAUACAUACAU